ACCUUCCCAGUCACGAUCUCGAACCCAGGCCAAGGCCAUGGCACUCCACAGUGGCAGAGGCCAUUGUUCAUUUCCUUACCCCGACGAACUCCAGCGAGCUUCCAUCAUCGUCGACGAGAUGUAACUCCGGGAAGGCUUUCCUAGUUUUCACGCGAGAACCCGAGACUUGCAGGCCGUUUUCCGACCAACUGCGGCCACGACACAGCUCCAAAUUGGAGUGGAUGGACUCCCUAUAUUCAAAGGAACCGGGGGUACUGGAGAUGUUGGACCUUAUUAGUAAUCAGUCAUUUUGGUCCUCAUGCAUCUUGAUUAUUCGUCGAACAGAUCCUCUCUUGCGAGUUUUGAGAAUGGUUGGUAGUGAGAAGAGGCCUGCAAUGGGAUACGUGUAUGCUGGAAUGUAUCGAGCAAAAGAAACAAUUAAGAAAGAAGUCGUUAAGAGGGAGGAGUACAUGGUAUACUGGAAUAUCAUAGAUCAACGAUGGGAACAGCUGUGGCGUUCUCCUCUUCAUGCUGCAGGCUUCUACCUUAACCAAAAUAUUUACAGUAUCGAAGGAGAUAUCCAUGGUGAUAUUGUCUCGGGUACAUUUGACUGCAUCGAGAGAUUGGUUCCUGAUACAAAUGUCCAAGAUAAAAUCAUCAAAGAGCUAAAUUUGUACAGGAGUGCUGCUGGAGAUUUUUGGAGGAAGAUGGCAAUUAGGGCUAGAGACACUCUGCUUCCUGGCGAGGGACUAAUCUUUUCGAUUGUUUUGCUAUUUCUAAUUCGUGCAUGCUAAGUCGGAUAAAUAUUGUUGUUCCAAUUCAAGUGGUAUUUCGUAAUUUAUAAGCAUUUUUAUGUAUUAGAUCAACUCAAGCCUUCGAUUUUGUUUAAUCCCGGUAAAGAUGGAAGCUCUUUGUUCUUUUGGGUGUAUUUGGUGUAACUAUGACGCCGAAAUUACCUUUCUAGGAACAGAAACGGAACUUUCAUCGUUGUAUUCUGUUUUUUGUAUUUGAACCUGUUUGAACCCGAUUUUACACU
Pyrus x bretschneideri (Chinese white pear) is the source of this 1015-nucleotide messenger RNA. RefSeq lists its product as uncharacterized. Bases 222 to 773 code for a protein of 183 amino acids. The transcript is spliced from 3 exons. The record is from RefSeq and is a predicted model, not a curated record. NCBI's taxonomy places the organism in Eukaryota, Viridiplantae, Streptophyta, Magnoliopsida, Rosales, Rosaceae.